UUUCCGGAAGCCGAGGGUUCCAGCCCGGCCUGCACUUCCCCACGUGUGUCCCAGGCAGCGCGCUCCUAGACUGACCCCGGGCGCGGGUCUGCGGGCGGCUGCAGUGGGACCCCCUCCCCCCAGUCCCACCGGCUCCGGCCCGUAAUGAAUCGCUACAUUCUGCCGCUGUCCGUGCUGGGCACAGCGGUGGGUGGCGCCGUGCUGCUCAAGGACUUCGUCGCCGGCGGGGCUUGUCCCAGCAAGACCACCAUUCCCGGGAAGACCGUCAUUGUGACCGGCGCCAACACGGGCAUCGGGAAACAGACGGCCUUGGAGCUGGCCAGAAGAGGAGGUACCAUCAUUCUGGCCUGUCGAGACUUGGAGAAGUGUGAGGCAGCAGCCAAGGAGAUUCGAGGGGAGACCCUUAAUCACCGUGUCAACGCCCGGCACCUGGACUUGGCCUCCCUUAAGUCCAUCCGAGAGUUUGCAGCGAAGAUCAUUGAAGCAGGUUGUAUCAUCACCCCUAUUACAGAAGGGGAAACUGAGUCACACAUUUGUCCUCACCCCUGUCUUCCAGAGGAGGAGCGAGUGCACAUCCUGAUCAAUAAUGCAGCCGUGAUGCGGUGCCCCCACUGGACCACCGAGGAUGGCUUUGAGAUGCAGCUUGGCGUUAACUACCUGGGUCACUUCCUUUUGACGAACUUGCUGCUGGACAAGCUGAAAGCCUCUGCUCCUUCGCGCAUCAUCAACCUCUCGUCCUUGGCCCACGUUGCUGGGCACAUAGACUUCGAGGACUUGAACUGGGAGAAGAGGAAGUAUGACACCAAGGCAGCCUACUGCCAGAGCAAGCUGGCCGUUGUCCUCUUCACCAAGGAGCUGAGCCGGCGGCUGCAAGGCACGGGUGUGACUGUCAAUGCCUUGCACCCUGGCGUGGCCAGGACAGAGCUGGGCAGACACACGGGCAUGCACAGCUCCACCUUCUCCAGCUUCACGCUCGAUGCCAGUAGCCCCCACCAGCCGGGUGAGACCCCCAGAACUGUCUGCAGACAUUGCCACACGUCCCCGAGGAGGGAAACUCGCCUUCGGUCGAGAACCACGGAUGGAGGCGGAUCUGGAUAUGUUUGUGGGUCUGUGAGCGCGCCGAGGGUGGGGUCAGGUGGAGCUAGUCACCAGCACACGGGGGCCUCGCUUGUUCUCACCUGGGCUUCAUUGGGGUGGAGUGCAGCUGACAGGCAAGGUGCUGGGAAACAGGUCGUAACGGAAAACAGUACAGGCAACUGACUCAGGGCAGCCUAUCUCCUAUGGAAGACAUGUCACGAAACCCAGAGGUCCUCCUGAAGCUGCAGGGCAGGCGCUGCUGAAAAUCCGGCGAGGGGUCUUCUUAUCACAGUGGCAGAGCUUCCAAGGAAAUGAAGUAAGCAUUCUUGGAACCCACCUGAGACCUGGGAUUGGGUCAUUGGUGUGGACGAACCUGAAGAUCUUGAGCUGCUCAGUUUCCCUGAGAACACCCCCAUUGCUGGAGACUAGCACCCCUUGAGGGAUGGUCGUGGUCCUUCCUCAAGCAGGUGCCUCACAAGAUGAUGUUCAUCAUCUCGAGGUCCGCCUCAUCACCUGUGGCGAAUCCCAGCUCACACGCUGGUGCAUUGCAGGGUCUGGCUGAGAUGAACCUGGGGACCAUACCUGGGAGUGGAUUUCGGGGGAGUUAGACUGGGCAUGAAAUAUGAGACCAGCUGUGGAGAAUCCAUGGGCAGAGGGUCACUCAUCUAUAAUGAAGGUUUUAUUUAAUAUUUUGGGCUUUCUGGGUAGCUGGAGACUGUGGCAACUGCAUGAGAACGUGUCUCCCACAUAACCUCUAAAGACGGUGCAGCCUUAUAUUAAUGUCCUGAUUUCGUUGAUUGCACUGUGGUUACGUACGAGAACGUCUUUGUUUGCAGGAAAAACCAUCAGGAUUUAGAUGGUGGGGCAUCAGGUCUGCAACUUAGUCUCAGACAGCUCAGGUAAAAGUCCUUUGGACUUAAAGUAUAGCUGAUUUACAAUAUUAUAUGAGUUUCAGGCGUACAACAUAGUGAUUCACAAUUUUUUAAAAAAAUUUAUUUAUGUAUUUUUUUGGCUGCAUUGGGUCUUUGUCGCUGCGUGCGGGCUUUCUCUAGUUGCGGCAAGCGGGGGCUACUCUUCCUUGCGGUGCCUGGGCUUCUCAUUGCGGUGGCUUCUCUUGUUGUGGAGCACGGGCUCUAGGAGCAUGGGCUUCAGUAGUUGUGGCAUGUGGACUCAGUAGUUGUGGCUCACGGGCUCUAGAGUACAGGAGUUGUGGCGCACGGGCUUAGUUGCUCCGUGGCAUGUGGGAUUUUCCUGGACCAGGGCUCCUAACCCGUGUCCCCUGCGUUGGCAGGUGGAUUCUUAACCAUUGCGCCACCACAGAAGUCCUGUGAUUCAUAAUUUUUAAAGGUUAUACUCCAUUUAUAGUUAUUAUAAAAUAUUGCCUAUAUUCCCUGUGUUGUACAAUAUAUCAGUUUACCUUAUUUAUUUUAUACAUAUGUGUGAAAACCACCACCAGAAAGAGAAAGGUGUGAAAAUAGUAAAAAAGCAUUCAGACAGAUCAGGGCACUGACUACUGUGGUCUUGGAAACGUGACCCUCCUUUGAGAGAAGAGAAUUGAAAUUAAAGGAGAGAGGUACCUUUUGUAUACUGCAUGGAGAAGGGAAAAAGGAGAGAGAAAGAAAAAUUAGGAUUUUGUAAGAAAAAAAGGAAAAAAAAAAUCAAGGACUUAAAACUCCCCCUAUUUGCUAGUCAUCUAGUAAAAAGCUGUACUUCACUACCCUGACAGCAGAGGGCACCCUUGUACUAAAAACUUUAUGGUAGCAAUCGCAAGUGUUAAAUAUAUAUUUAGGAAUACAUUGAACAAGAAAUGUGCAAAUCACCCCAAAGCCAACAGCUCUCUACAUAGAAAUGCAUGGGCACAAAUAGGAAUUAUCAAACACUGCCACCAAAAGAAGCCACCCCCCCACCUCCAAAAAUGAGAAUCCAAAAAUUCAGUUGAUAUACACCUAAGAGCAGAAUUGCUGUCAUGUGGUAACAACUUGAGGAACUGCCAGAUUGUUUUCCACCCGAGUUCGGAAAAACAUUAUUCACAACAGCCAAAAUGUGGAAGCAACCCAAGUGCCCAUCACCAGAUGAAUGGUGGUCUAUCCAUACAAUGGAAUAUUAU
Messenger RNA from Orcinus orca (killer whale), 3184 nucleotides. It is a transcript of the gene RDH13, whose product is annotated as retinol dehydrogenase 13. Bases 145 to 1260 code for a protein of 371 amino acids. The record is from RefSeq and is a predicted model, not a curated record. Gene Ontology annotation, molecular function: oxidoreductase activity. The transcript has 7 exons. Lineage: Eukaryota; Metazoa; Chordata; Mammalia; Artiodactyla; Delphinidae.